Messenger RNA from Notothenia coriiceps (black rockcod), 344 nucleotides. RefSeq names its product ceroid-lipofuscinosis neuronal protein 6 homolog. The transcript is spliced from 3 exons. The annotation marks the transcript as partial. NCBI's taxonomy places the organism in Eukaryota, Metazoa, Chordata, Actinopteri, Perciformes, Nototheniidae. The record is from RefSeq and is a predicted model, not a curated record.
CUCGUCCUCCCUGCAGAUCUGUUUCCUCUGAACCGGCCCUCUGCUGCAGAAUAUCUCCACUUCCUGUUCAACAUCUGCACACCGCUCAUUCUGCUCAAAAUGAUUGAGCGCAGCUCCCGGUCGUUGCCCCCCCUCGCCGUACACCUGGGCGUUAUUGCUGUUGCCAUGGGAACCAGCCUCCACCUGGUGACGGACGCCAUCACGCGACGGCUCGUGCUGAUUGGCUACCAGCUGCACCUGUCCGUCAGAGAUAACCCAAUCAUGGAGGAGCUCCGCCCCCCCGCCCUGAUCGAUGCUUUUGAGCUCCUCUGUUUCUUUGACGACACCAUUGGUCAUCUGAUGUG